GGGACACCUAGCCCAGCAGGGCAGUUGCAUCACUAUGCAUGUGUGUGUUACCGAAUUGAUCAAUUUAAGCUCAUGAUAAUUUUUUUUCUCCGUCGGAGCUGUUAAGCUAAGCUUACCUUGUAUUAUCGUCGUGUCAUCGUGAUCAGUUCUCCGAAGAGAAUAAUACGAUAUUAUCCUACUUACCACACUGAUUGAUAACUGGCAAUCGUUAGGGAAACACGUGUGUUAAUGCCCUAGUUUAAGAUCCAAUCGGAUUUUACCAGCUGUGGACAGCGGAGUGCUUCACGGCGCAACCGGAAAUAGCUCUAUCUAACUCCCCGAACCUUCUCGACCGAAAUCAUCCGUCUUGUCAGCACUCUCAGCAUUCUAUAGAAAAAUUUCGAAUUAUCCGCCGCAUUAGCUACCCCGAAACUCACCAUAAAUUUCUGUCUGUUAGGUGCUCACGACGAAAACUGACGAGAUGUCACAAAUUUACCCCUCCAUAUUUCAGCGGAUCGUCGGAUCGUCAGGAACCCGAGUAUUACGGCAGGCGGCACCGAAGGUAGAAAGAGCAGUAUGGAAGCGAACAUUUUUGUCCAGUUCACAGCUGUCUAAAGUCACACGACCAACAACCACCAACUCCAUAUCUAAGCUGCUCAAAUUACCGCUACGUUCAACACGACGACCGUUUUCCAAGACCUCUCGAUUACGGGACGCAAAACCUACCCCAAAAGACUCAAAGGGUCCCACGAAAGAAGAACCAACAGGAAUUUCGGCAAGGCUCAAAAAGCUCUCUAGGGAAUAUGGCUGGGCCUCCUUGGGAGUUUACCUAGCGCUAACUGUACUGGACUUUCCGUUCUGUUUCUUACUCGUGCGAUCACUAGGAACGGACAGGAUUGGCGAAUUCGAACAUUUUGUGGUUUCCAAUGUCAAGAAGGUGAUACCCGAAUCGGUGCGAGAGUGGUGGCACGAGUACCGUAAAGCCCUAAAAGAUGCCGAGAAGGAAAAUCUUGGCAACGACGAGAUUAGCGAACAUGUCGAGAUGGCUGGCUGGGGCGUCGAGGAGGCUGAGAGAAGACAUAGUGCCGAAGCCAGUCUCGGUACUCAGUUGGCUCUAGCCUAUGCUGUGCACAAGAGUUUCAUUUUCCUGCGAGUUCCUUUGACUGCCGCUAUCACUCCUAAGGUAGUCAAGGUCCUUAGAUCAUGGGGCUGGAAUAUUGGGAAGCGACAAGCCAAGCGGUAAUCAAGCAUGUCUUCUUGAAAAUUAUUGAAGGACGCGAAUGAGAAUUUACUCCAAGUUUUCUCAAGACUUCGGAAGGUCAUUGCAUAUUCAACUUGCGCUUAAGCAUCUGCAUAAGUGCCUACUUACCUAGGUAAGCUUGUAUAUUAAGAGAGGUUGUACCGUCGUACGAUUUAUCAGAAAAGAAAACCAAUAGACGCACUCCACAUAGAACAUACCUAGUACCUAAUUGACAGCAAUACUCAGUUUGAAAAUUCCAAAUUCCCGUAAAUAUUCAUCUAAUAUUCAGAGGUAUUGCGAAAAGGACGUGUGAUGACAACGACGACAAACAUAAUUAUGACCGCUGCCGAUUGAGAUCACGGCAAAGCCGACAACUACUGCAAUUGGCCUUCGUUAUUGUGGCACGGCGAACAUCCAGGAGUAAGACACGUGCAUUAUGAUG
Hypoxylon fragiforme is the source of this 1661-nucleotide messenger RNA. RefSeq lists its product as uncharacterized. The record is from RefSeq and is a predicted model, not a curated record. Gene Ontology annotation, cellular component: mitochondrion. The coding region runs from base 461 to 1222 and encodes 253 amino acids. The transcript is spliced from 3 exons. Lineage: Eukaryota; Fungi; Ascomycota; Sordariomycetes; Xylariales; Hypoxylaceae.